CAAAGUUCCGGAAUCGACCAAAACAAAACACCAAUAAACACAUCGAAGUCCAAAAGCUCUUUCCAUUUGCUUUCACUUUAAGAAACAUAAAAUUUACUCGAACUAAUCUAGAGUUUAGAAGAAGAAAAAAGCUGAAAGUUUGAUGGAGGGAUUGCCACUAGAGAUCUAUCUGAAGAUCUUCUGUUUCUUGGACUAUCAGAAUCUUGCCACCGCUCAACAAGUGUGCAGGAAAUGGAAAGUGUUGGCCUCAGACAACAAUCUCUGGUCCAUUUUAUUCAAGGAGAGAUGGGGAGUAGAUCGUGCUACAUUCUAUGCUCCUGCAGGUUCGAAAUCAUGGAAGGAUGUGUAUGAGGUCCAAGACCGUUGUGAUCGCAUUGGACUGGGGUUGAAGAUAAUCAGAGAAGGUGGCAACUAUUAUCUUGUUCAUCAAGGCGAGAUCCAACGCUAUCUGGGUUCGAGGAGACAAAGGAAAGGGCUGAACGGUCACGCUUUGAGUUUGAAGAGAGAAGGCAGUGGGGAAGUAUCCCAGGAAGAAGAGGAAUCCUCAUGCCGCGGGAUUUUGGAUAAAAUCCUUUUCUUCAUUGGGGACCUAGAAGUUGCUUCAACUGAUGCUAAACGUGCCAGAGUGCUUUGAAUUACUUCUCAAAGCAUCAAGGCUCAUGACAUUCUUGAUUCUACUGUAAACUUUCGUUGUAUUUAUGUAUCAGAUUGGAAACUGGUUAGUGUGGUUUGACUAUUUAUUUAAGGCAAUAAUACAAGAUCUCACGAUUUGUUCAUUUCCAUCAAUCAAAGUUCUUUUCGAAA
Molecule: messenger RNA, 804 nt
Organism: Morus notabilis
Lineage: Eukaryota; Viridiplantae; Streptophyta; Magnoliopsida; Rosales; Moraceae
Exons: 3
Coding region: 143-634 (163 amino acids)
Biological process (GO): SCF-dependent proteasomal ubiquitin-dependent protein catabolic process
Cellular component (GO): SCF ubiquitin ligase complex
Molecular function (GO): protein binding
Source: RefSeq, a predicted model, not a curated record